AUAAAAGUACGGCCCUGAACUGUUAGGCAUUGGUCAUCAAGACCCGACUUCCACUGUCUAUCAGUUGCAGUUCAGUUGGAUCUGUCGAUCGCACGAGUGUAAAAGGAACAAGUAUCAAAAGUGUUGUUAUCAAUUCGCCGGAUAAAUUACUAAGUGUUUUCUCUUCCAAAAAGCAUCAAAAAAUAAGAAAUGGCAGUUAGUCGACUAUCUAUAAUUAAAUUUCUGGAGUUGGCUUUGGCAGUAUGUUGCUUUGGUCUCCACUACAAGAGUCAUUCACAUGAUCUGGACACUGACUUGCUCUCAGCAGCAGCAUUUGGAGGAUACGUAAUCAUUUUAGUUGGUGAAUUUGCAGGUCAUAUGAUGAGCACACCUUUCAACAGAAGAAUUGACAUUUUCUUUUCUCUGGUGGGUUGUGCGCUGUUUGUUGCUGCUGGUGCAAUGAACAUAAAAGUCUAUGAUGGUGCAUCAAAUUCAGAAUGGAGGAAUCUGGGCCUUGCAAAAGCAUCUUUGGCUAUAAUCAACGGAGCUCUGUUUCUUCUCGAUUCUCUGCU
Molecule: messenger RNA, 551 nt
Organism: Leptinotarsa decemlineata (Colorado potato beetle)
Lineage: Eukaryota; Metazoa; Arthropoda; Insecta; Coleoptera; Chrysomelidae
Product: protein snakeskin
Biological process (GO): septate junction assembly
Cellular component (GO): plasma membrane
Source: RefSeq, a predicted model, not a curated record